Messenger RNA from Scomber japonicus (chub mackerel), 4051 nucleotides. It is a transcript of the gene rprd2b, whose product is annotated as regulation of nuclear pre-mRNA domain containing 2b. Lineage: Eukaryota; Metazoa; Chordata; Actinopteri; Scombriformes; Scombridae. Gene Ontology annotation, biological process: mRNA 3'-end processing. Gene Ontology annotation, cellular component: RNA polymerase II, holoenzyme. Bases 10 to 3666 code for a protein of 1218 amino acids. The transcript is spliced from 10 exons. The record is from RefSeq and is a predicted model, not a curated record. Gene Ontology annotation, molecular function: RNA polymerase II complex binding.
CAGGGAAAGAUGGCGGCCGGCUCUGGAGCCCGCAGCUCCGGCUCUGCUCUGGAGGCGUCUUUGGACCGGAGGUUUCAAGGAAUAUCCAACACUAUGGAGUCGAUACAGGGACUUUCUGGCUGGUGCAUUGAAAACAAAAAGCACCACGGCCUUAUCGUUCGCUACUGGAUGAAGUGGCUGAAGAAAUCUGACAACAAUCAUUGCUUGAAUCUUUUCUACCUUGCCAACGAUGUGAUACAGAACUGCAAAAGAAAGAAUGCCAUCGUCUUUCGUUCAUCCUUUGCAGAGGUCCUGCCCAAUGCUGCUCAGCUCAUCAAAGACGGGAAGGUCCGUAAGUCAGUGGAGAGGAUCUUUACCAUUUGGGAGGAGCGCAGUGUGUAUCCUGAAGAGGUCAUCACCCAGUUUAAAACCAACCUGAACAAAAAGGAAAAGGAGCGAGAGAAGCAGAAGGAGAGGGAGAAGGAGAAGGAGAAAGAGAAGGAGAGGGAGAGGGAGAAGGAGAGAGAGAAGGAGAAGGAGAAAGAAAAGGAGAAGGAAAAAGAAAAGGAGAAGGAAAAAGAAAAAGAAAAAGAGACUCCUCCUGCUAAAGUUGCUAUUUUAUUGAAAUCUUCAGCUCCGACCAACACCAGAGCUGCCCUCAAGUCCAAGAUUGUAGCUGAGUUCACGCCCAACUCCCUCAUCGAAAAGUUGUCGAGAUACAAGCGAGCAGUUGCAGAGGAGGAGUUCAGGGAGAAGCAGCUGGCAACUCUCAGAGUGGAUGUCUGCAGCACAGAGGCCCUCAAGAGGCUCAAAGACAAGGCUGGAGGGAACAAGUUUGCUAAGGACUUUGAGGAUGGCAGUCUGAAGCUGCAGGAGUUUGUCAGCUUCCUGGAGAAGGAGUUGAAAACAGGGCCUCCUCUGGUGGAAGCUUUGGGAAACGCAGACAUUUUCUAUGAGAUGCAGUACAAGGAGGUUAAGAUCGUGGCUAAUGCGUACAAUGCUUUUGCCAACCGUGUGGCCAGUCUUAAAAGGAAAUUGGAUUCCCUCAAGUCCACUCUACCUGGACCUGAAGAUUCUCCUGUCCCUUCACCCUCUGAAGAUGCCCCCUCCCCCACCGGCUCUGACUCACCCUUCCUCGGACUGGGGGCCAGCAGAGCCCAGGUGGAUCCAGAGCUGGAUGGCAAGGCCAUGGAUGAAGGAGAAAUGCCCUCUGACAACAGAGACAUGGAAGACAUGGACGUGUCCGAUGAAGAAGACACGGUCUCAGCAGGCGAUGACAAGAAAGACAAGGCGUCCCCUGCUGUUGCCAAGACUACAAAGUUGGAUGCUGUGUCAAAGCCUCCGACCACACCUACAAAAGCUUCUAAGUCUAAUUCUGCUGCCACAGCCACCCCAGUGACUCCCACCUCUACCACUGCCCCAAAUACAUCAACCAACCCUCUGGGAGUUAAUCUGGCGAAGGUGGACCUGGGAAAGAUCAGCUCCAUUCUCAGUUCACUCACAUCUGCCAUGAAGAAUACAGCUAGUCCGUCACCUCGGCCAUCUCCGGGGACACCCACCACCCCGUCUGCCCAAUCGGUAGCUUCCAAAGCGACCCCUCCAAGUCCUGCACUGGCCAGCAUCCUGUCACGUGUUGACAUCACACCCGAAGGCAUCCUCAAUGCUUUGUCUAAAACAAACACAUCCGGGUUGUCCUCUCUCCUGCAAAGCGUGACAAACACUUCCUCCGCUCCUCCCACCCGCACCUCCCCAGAGUCAUCAACAGUUAAAACUCCGCUCACCCCGACCACCCCAAAAACAAAACCCACACUAGGGAACAGCCUCAAACGAGACACACCUGAGAGAACCAGAGACUGGGAGAAAGACAGACAGCUGUCCCCUCCUCCACCUCCGCCUCCUCGUCCCUCAGCUCUUUCUUCUCCCCCCAGCCUAGAAUCCAAAAUCAACAGUUUCUUGCAGGGUAAUCCAGGUUUUAGUCUGGCUCUAGGUGAUGUCAGUCCGGACGGUGUAGAUGGGACCCCGGUGAGAGACGAGGCUGCUGGCACCCCCACCCAGGAUGAGAUCAUGGACACACCUGGCAGCGUGCCAGAAUCUCUAGGCUCAUCCGGAGGUCAUAACCUCUCACCUACAGCAUACCGCAGUGAGCCCUGGGAUGCUGUGAUCACCCCGUCAGGAAGCAACAACGACGGUGACUUUUCGAGCUCCUCCUUCUCCCGGUAUGGAGCUGGGAAAAGGAGUGGUACAAAGUUAAAAGAUGAUGAAGCAAUGAGUGUGAGGAAGCAGGCUGCUGUUGCCUCCUCCGUCAGUAAUGAGCUGAUGAAGGGUAAGAAAGAUGGAAUGAAGAUGAUGGGAAACACCAGAAUGAUGGGAGAAAGGAGACUCUCUGCAAGCUCUCGUAAGGCCAGCACCGGCUCAGAUGAUGGAGGUAUGAGCGGCAAAAGAGACGACAAGGGGAAAAGUCGUCAGUCUCCAGGUAGGGAUGGGAAGGACGGCCAGUAUCAUCGUAUUGAGACACUAGUGUCGCCCUGCACUGAAGGGGCUCCCAUCCAAACUCUGGGUUACUCAAACCGGCCACUGGCAGGAGAGCGCAUCAAGACGGUAGAGAGCAUCCGCGUGAUCGGCCGAGGCUCUCGGCGAGGGGGAGGGGCUGGCGGUCGGCCAGGCGGUGCGAUGUGGUAUGAAGAGGAGGAGUACAUGGAACCUCAGCCUCCCUCACCGCAUUCUGUCCCCCCUCCUCUUAACCCAGAGGACAUGAACCCCUCUAUGCCUCCUCCUCUCCCUCAUCUUCUUCUUCCUCCACAUCUUCACCCUCCUCCGUCCCAUCCUCACUCACAUCCCCCUCCCCAGUUACCGUUCCAAAUGCCUUACCACACAGACAACAUGCAGACUCCUCCUCCAUCACACCUCCACCAGCAUCCUCCUCCUACAUCCCCUUUCUUCGGUGCCCCUCCGCCGAUCCCUCGACCUCCUCCGCCUCCCGUAUCGCAGCGCCCUUCCCCUCCACCUACACACUCCCCUGUGCCCUCAGCAGUCAUGGUUGGGGGCGUAUUGGUCCCUGUUGAUCGCCCCCUAUCUCUCCCUCCCCCAAUCAGACCUGAAGGCUCAGAGCGAGGGGGAAUGGGGCCCAGAGGAAACAAAGUGACCCCUCCUCCCCUCAUGUCGUCGUUAUUAGGCGAGCCUCCUAAACUCCCCCGUCCCGGCACAGUUAAAGAGCCUUUCGUCCCCCGCCAUGCUCCCCCCCUCCACCGCCCAGGCACCCCCGGCGUUCCUCCACCCUUACUGGGCAGAGUGAAGGAACCUCUGAAUCUACCUCUUCCAUCCCCAUCUCCCACAUCCUCCACCCCCUCCCCUUCCACCCCUAACUCCCCCGCAGCUGACACCAUGCCUGCUCGCACGCUUGCUCAGCCUGGUGCCCCUUCUCUCCAGAAACCCCCUGCCAGUCCGCCAGCUCAGUCUCGCAACCAAUCCUCUAACCCCGUACCCCUCCUGAACCUGCCAAACCCUCGCCCCCCCAUCCUGUCAGUCCCCAUCCCGCAGAGACCUCUGCUGCGAGGCCGAACCCCCUCUCAGCAGUUUAACAAAGAUCUCCCCGUAGGGGGGUUUCGUGGCAACAAGCGGCCCGGUCCUCCAUUCACAGGUGGUCCCUUCCAUGCACAGAAGAGACCCUUCCUACCCCCGCGCUACUGAAGUGGUCAUCUACGACAUGCUGAAUGAGAAGCGCAAGCCACACAUCUAGCUAAACCCAGUGCAGUGUGUGUGUUAGCCCUGCUGGUAUGAGCCUAGAUAUCUUUUACUAUGUUAAUUAGCUUGAAUUAAAACUACCUUCAGUUGUGUGUAAAUAGCUGAUUAAAUCAUGCUACAAGCCAGCCAGUCAUCUUACACUGUACAGUACAGUAAGAGGUCAUCAGUCACAUAGUGCAGAGUGUCAUGUAAUCCUUAAUCUACCCAUAUUUUUCCACCCCUCCAUACAAAGGAGAUAAGUUUCAUUAGGAGUAACAAAACACAGAAGAAUAGAAACUUCACAUCUGGUCAUCCUGUUUUAAACCAUUACAGUUUUCCUACUUGUGUGAUU